UUUUAUUCGUUGUUUUGCACGCAAGUGUAUAUACAUUGUUCUCAAUACUAAGUGUAUUAUUGCUAAUUAUAGGUUCAAUUAUUUUUAGCAAGAUUUAGCUAUGAUCAUCGUCGAUGACAUACUGGAUGAAUCAAAAAUUCGUUACAAUAAACCACCCUUGUAUAGGGUAGUGGGAAUAAAACAAGCUAUCCUAGACUCAAUAACAUUAGAAACAGGCGCUAGCUUUCUAUGUUUAAAAUAUUUUUCUGAGCACAAGCAUUUUGCUAAAAUCCAUAAGGAGAUGGUACUCAACCUAGCAACCACUACAAUUUCACAGACGCAAGAGCUAUCAAAGUAUAAUAUAGAAGAUUUCGAAGUUUUUGAAAAUUUAGUUAAAUCUUUUCCGCUAUUUGUACAUGCUGUUGCAUCUGUGGUGUACUUGGCUGGUAUUGAUGAUCCCAAGCUUCAAUCUAUAGUGAAAAAAAUUUGUAUGGAUAUUGCUAUAUUUGGAAAAAGAUUCGAUGAUUUUACUGUAUUUCUAGACCCGUCAACUAUUGGGGAGAAGGACAACACAGACAUAGCUAAUUUUAAAAUAACAUGGAUGGCUAUUCAGGUGUCUAAAAUGGGAAGCCCCCAACAAAAAAAUACGUUCAUGGAACACUACGGUAGCACAGAUCCUAAAUCAAUUUCGAUCAUUUUUGAUAUAUACCAAGAACUUAAUUUAGUUGAACAUUUCGACAGAUAUAUGAUGAAAUUUUACGACGACAUGCAGACUCAAAUCCAUAACUUGCCUCCUCAAUUACCCAAACAGUUUUUCUAUAAUAUAUUAGAUUGUGCUGUAGCAAAUAAGAUGUAUGCUUAA
This is a messenger RNA of Diabrotica balteata, 841 nucleotides long. The record is from the annotation of a GenBank genome assembly. NCBI's taxonomy places the organism in Eukaryota, Metazoa, Arthropoda, Insecta, Coleoptera, Chrysomelidae.